AUGGCGGCUCUCGCAGCCGCGUCCCCCGUCGGCGAGGUCGCAAAGAGCGCGUCGCAUCGACCAAGGACCCCGAAAUGGUGGAAGACUGGAACGGAUGAAACUGAGUUCGAGAUCUUGCGUUUCUGCAAGGCAUGGGAGGCCGGACGGUCUCCAACUGCCGAUUGGCGCUACUUCAGCAUGCACACCGCCAUGCUCGAGAAGAACACGCCAGGACAACGGUCUGUUCCCCCAAAUUACGAUGUCUACCUAAGAGCAUUUGCGCUGGUCGCAGCUCUGUUUCAGCAGUUGAGCGACAGCCCUCCGCCUUAUGGAGGGGAGCCACCGCCCUAUAAUACCGACGACCAACUCCCACCGUACGCGCUGUCCGACCCUCUCGCGCACGUCCAGAUCCUCGGCCGUCCAGAUUUACCGAGAACCGCUCUCCCCUCGAGCAAACCCAAGUCGUCAAAUUCGGGGAUGGAUCUUAGUAUAGACUUUGGCGACACUACCGGGGUCCAGACAAGAGGAAAGAAGAACAAGAAAGCUGCCCAGAAGGCUCAGCAGGCUAAAUGGUUCGAAUCGGACAACGAAGGUGAGGGCAAUGCUGCCGGCGAUGGUGGAGAUGGUACCGGUGGAGGCGGCGACAAUGGUGGGAGUGCCGGAGGAGGUUCUGGAGGUGGUGGGGACGAUAACAAUGGGGGUGGAGGAGACGAGGACGACUGGGACUUUGGUGGUAGCAAGAAGAGCAAGAAGAAGAACAAGAAGAAACAAGAGGAAGAAGAGGAGGCGAAGAGAAAGCAAGCAGAGGAGGAAGAGAAGAAGAAGAAAGAAGAGGAGGAGGCUGCCAAUGCUGCUAAUCCUCUCAGUUGGGCCGACGAAACUAAUGACGCGGUGGCAGACGAUGACUGGACAACAGGUUUCACGACGAAGAAGGACAAAAAGAAGAAGAAUAAAAAGGCCGCCAACGAUGCUGCUGAUGAUCCGCCGCCAACGUCAGCCUUCCAAGAUAUUAGCCUUGAUGAUGCCGCACCAAGGCUGGAGUUCAGCCUCGGCGGUUCUGACAGUAAGAAAGAUUCCAGUGGUUUCGGCGCAUGGGGGAAAACGUGGGAUUUUGGUUCUCUCGACAACGACACGACGAAAGCCGAAGAUGUGACCACCAAAAAGGCAAGUGAGAAGAAAGAGGACUCUAAGGAGCUUGGGGACAACAAUCCCUGGUCGUUUGGUAACAAAUCCAAGAAGAAAACGAUGACUUAUAGCAGCGGCUUUGAUCUCGGCGACUUGAAUUCGGGCGACAACGCGUUCAGUUUUGACGGGGACAGUGGCGCUGUGAAAGACGCAGAUGAUGCCUGGGGGUUUUCGACCGUAAACAAGAAAGAUAAGAAGAAGAAAGGUAUGGACGACAAAAAGGAGGAGGCGCCCGUCCCAGCCGACCCCGAGCCCACAGGGGAGGACACCUGGGGUGGCUGGGCUACGACCACUUCAAAGAAGACCAAGAAAAAGAAAGGUUUCUCCGAAGAAGAUCCAAGCCCUCCUCCCCCGCCUGCCGCCCCGGCUGAGCCAGAACAAGCAGCUGCAGAGGACACAUGGGCCUUCACUACCAGCAAAAAGGAUAAAAAGAAGGGGAAGAAGGGGGUCGUUGAGGAACCGGCUCCUGAGACCAAAGAUCCCCUGCUUGAUACUGCAGACGCCGAUGCCGCUUUUGACUUCGCAUUUGGAACGGGGAAGAAGGACAAAAAGGGCAAGGGCGGCUUCAGCAGCUUGGAUGAUGACCUUCUAGACCUUCCUGAGCUUUCCGCUGAACCAGAAAAGGCAGCAGACGAGGGAGACGACUGGAUGUCUGCAGCUUGGGGCACCAAGAAGAAAGACAAGAAGGGAAAGAAGGGUGGGAUCGAAGAUAUCUCAAACUCUUUCGACGUCGGUUCUCCCGCAGAAACCAAAACGACCACGACCGAUCCUGUGGUUGAAGACACCUGGGCCACGUUUGGCACAACCAAAAGCAAGAAGGAUAAGAAGGGCAAGAAGGGCGCCCUGGUCGAAGAAGAGCCGCCUGCCCCUCCGCCUGCCCCCGAGGCUCCAGCCGAAGCCGACGAUCUCUGGAGUACUUUUGGGAAGAAGGAGAAGAAAGGAAAGAAGGGAAAGGUCGCGAUUAGUGAACCCUCAGUUCCAGAGCCAGCAUUUGAGGAUGAACCUGAGCCUGAGCUUCAGCCUGAGCCUGAUCCAGAGCCUGAUCCAGAGCCUGCCAAAGAGGAGCCCAAGUACGCUGAUAUCAGUGGCUGGGCCAAGCUAUCAGCGAAGGACCGGAGAAAGAAAGAGAAGGAGGCCAGGAAGAAGGGUCUGCUCAUCCCAUCUGAAGAGCCUACUCCGCCACCUCCGGAACCAGAGCCUGCAGUUGUGGAGGAAGAAGAUACCUGGACGGCUUGGGGCACAGCCUCCAAAGACAAGAAAGGCAAGAAGAAAGGAGCCGAUGAGCUCGCUGAAGAGGCUGUAAUACCCCCCGAGCCUGAAAUGAAGGAAGACGAUACCUGGGGCUUUGGCUUAUCCGCGAAAGAAAGGAAGAAGAAAGAGAAGGAGGCCAAAAAGAAAGGGCUUCUCGAGCCUGUUGAGGAGCCUCCGCCCGAUCCAGAGCCCGAGUCUCAGGCAAAGGAAGAUGACACCUGGGGUAUGUUCGGCAUGUCGGCAAAGGACAAGAAAAAAAAGGAGAAAGAGGCCAAAAAGAAGGGUUUCCUAGACAUCGACGAGGAGCCUCCACCGCCGCCGCCUCCAGAGCCGGAGCCUGAAACCGAUACCUGGGGAGGUUGGGGUGCCGUUUCUUCGAAAGACAAGAAGAAGAAAGGGAAAGAAUCCAAGAAGGGAUUCACUGAUUUUGACGAAGAACCCGCGCCUCCGCCUCCAGAGCCCGAGCCUGAGCCAGCUGCCGCCGCUAAGGAAGAAGACACUUGGGGUACGAUUGGACUCUCGUCCAAGGAGAGAAAGAAGCGGGAGAAGGAGGCGAAGAAAAAGGCGGCUGCAGCACCAUCCCCUGAUCCUGAACCCGAACCUGAAGUCGUCGAACCCAAGUCAGAACCAGCGGAAGACAAAGAAGACGAGCAUUGGGGAUCUUGGGGUACUACGACCAAGGACAAGAAAAAGGCCGCCAAGGAGAGCAAGAAGAAGGGCAUUGCUGAGGCUGAUGAACCCAAACCUGCUGAAAAGAACGAAACGCCUGUUGAGGAUGAUCUCUGGGCCUCUUGGGGCGUGAAGGGGAACGAGAAAAAGGGCGGGAAAAAGGCCAAAACGAAGGAAGAACCUCCGCCACCAGCUCCCAGCCCUCCCGCGCAAGGGUUGACGCCCGAGCCUGAUGCAACAGAGCUGCUGGAUGAUGAUGUCGGAGGUGACACUUGGGCGACCUUGACAAAAACCAAGAGUAAGGCAUCAUCGAAACUGAGCGCUGCUUCUAAACUUGCCGCAGCCGCUGAGAAGACUUCCGAGGAAGCUCCAGCGAAAAGCACAAAGGGCAGCAUAUGGGGAUUCGGAACGACGACGACGACGACGACCAAACUGAGCAAAAAGGAGAGGGAGGCAAAGACCAAGAAAGAAGAGGAAGAAAGGCUGGCUCGCGAGGCUGCAGAGGCUGCAGAGGCUGAAGCUGAAGCAGAAGCUGAAGCCGCACGGAUUGCUGAGGAAGAGGCUGCAAAAGCUUCGAAGACCAAAGUGAAGAAGACGAGCACCAACAAGGAGGAGAAGGUCGACGGCAAGAAGACCACGGACGACUAUUUCGGCUUCUGGGGUAGCACGUCAGCGUCGAAGAAGACAGCUGGCAAAAAGGAGAUAGACUCGAAAAAGGAAAUUACCAAACAGGGGGCGGCCAAUGAGGAGGACCCACUAGCCAGCCAUGCGCAGGACCUCGACCUCGGACUAGAUCUUGACGAGCCACCAGCUUCUGUGAAGAGCUCCAAGGCAAUGACCACGACUACCGCGAAGGGCAAGCUGAGCUCCUCUGUGGCAGAUCGCAUCAAGGCGUUGGAAGGCGGCAGCAAAGAAGACAGCGGAAAGAAGUCGAAGGGCACCACUGCGCUGACUAAGAAGUCUCCUCCAGCAGAAGAGACGCCACCGCCCAAAGAGGAAAAGACGACCAAGGACAAGGCUUCGGCCAUCAAGACAAAGACGACCGCCACGACUGAUUCGAAGCUCGGCAAGAAGAAGACCGCCGCGCCGGCCGUCACCGAGGAGAAGAAGUCGAAAGACUCGGUUCCUGGGAGCUUCCCCGGCGCAUUCGGCGACGAUGAUGCCCACGACGAUCUCGAUUUAGACGACCUGGCGGCAGCAUCUUCGCCCGACAAGCAGAAGCCUCAGUCCAAGGCCAAGGUUGCUGAGAAGAAAGGCACCAAAGCCAAGAGCAGCACCCCAAAGGACUCGACCACGAAGAACUUGGACCUACUGGACGAAGUCCCUCAGCCCUCCGAGCUUCCAACACCGCCGCCAGAAGAGAAGAAGUCCGUCAAGAAAGAGCGGCCGCGAGUGGAGCGAUCUGCCACAGCCUCUUGGGGAUUUUGGGGGGCCGCACCUCCUCCCAAGAAGUCGGCCAAAGACAAGCCCAAGGAGGCCGACAAGUCGCCACCGGCCAAAAAGGAAAAGUCGCCGCCUGAGCUGGCCCGGGCGAAAUCAAGCCGCACACCCAAAGAAAAGGAACGAGAGGAUAAGAAGGAGGCGGAAAAGUCAUCCAAGUCCUCUGGUUCUGACCCAGAGACCAAGAAAAAGACGGCGGCUGAGAGGCCCAAGACCACCCGAGGCCCCUCGUUCUCCAGUUUCAUGUUCGGCGGGCCACCACCGUCGGCAAUGCGGCCAAAAACCACUCGAAGGCCAAGCAGUGCAGCCAGCUCACGGCCCUCGUCCAGGCGGCAGUCAGUGGACGGCCUUGCUUCGCCUCCCCCGGAGGACGAACCUCCACUCACCGAGAAGGCCGCCAAACUGAUGGGUGUGAAGCCGAGCAAGGUCGCACGUCGUCCAUCGGUGAAAGGCAAGUCAGGUGUUCCCGAUCCAUACCCCAUUGACGAUGAUGAUAUGGUGAUGAUCCACACCCACGACAAUCCACCUGCCGUCAAUGGCGCUUCAGCGACCAAGAAUUCAAAAUCCAAGGCUUCGAAAUCAAAGAAAGUGAACAAAAAAGAUGCUUCUUACGACGACGAUGUGGUUAUGGUCGACAACCUCGUCAACGGUGAUCCAUUGGUUACCAGUGGGCCGGACGACCUCGCUUUUGUGGACCAUCCUCCGUUGAAGAGAAGCAAUACCACGUCCAAGAGAUCCAGUGGGCUUUUUGGCGGGCUUUUCGGUGGCGGUUCGAAGCGCGUUGAGGUGGAAAAGCCGAGAAUAAGAAGCAAUACCGUGACAGAUGCUGAGGACCAAGAUCUGCCGAUUCGGACCAGGGACCGAGCAAAGAGACGAUCCCGUGCCGUAGAGGGAGAAGGGUUCACUACUGACGCGCCAGCCGAUACCGAUGCCGACGUUGAAGCUCGUCGUGCCGAGCGGAGAGCGAGACGCGACGCCCGCGACCGGAUGGAAGAAGCCGAGCGGAUGGAGCGCGAGCAAAGACGCAAGGAGAGGCGAGAGCGGGAAAAGGCCGAUCUUGAAGCCCGCCAACGGAAGGCUCGUGAACGCGCCAGGCAAGAACAGGAGGAGGAAGAAAGGCGCCGCGAAGAGAAACGAGCGAGGCGGGCUGCGAACGAGGCUCGGCUUCGUCAGGAGGAAGUCGAGGCGAAUGCAGAAGCCGAGCGACGACGAGAAGAACGACGCCGCCUCCGAGCUCAAUUGGAGGCCGAGCAAGGGGACGCUCUGGAGGCGUCCAAGGAAGAACGUCGAAGGUCAUACUAUGCGGAAGAAGAGGAACGACGACGUCGCCGAGAAGAGCGCAAGGCCCGAGACAAGGACCGGGACAGGUCGGGUCGCAAAAAGUCUAGCGCCCUGGUCGAGGAAUACCAUGAGAGCCGAAGCGGGAGUGGUAAGGGGACGGCACCGCCUCCGGACAAGACUAGCUCAUGGGUGAACUCGCAAGCUGACGAGCCGCCCGAGGUGCCACCUGUGGAAGGGACCAUCCUGGAUCCCGGUGGGGAGAAACCGCGCGUGGCAGAGGAGGACACUGGCCACAAACGCAGUGGCCGACACCACGACAAGUACGCCGGCAUGACCGACGCGGAGAUUGCAGACUACCGUGCUCGACGAAAGGGAUCUCGUCGCGGCGAAGGCAAAAGUGCCAGCGGCGGCAGCGACGAGCGAGAGAAAGGAAGGGAACGGAAGGAACGAAGAAGGACGUCUCGACGCGAGCGCGACCCGGCUGACGAACGUGGCUAUGGCGGACACGGCUACGAUGAGGUCCCGGUGAAAACCUGGGACGGUCGGCCCGCUCUUGGCCGCAACGACAGCAAACGCAAGAGCUUCCUCGGAGGACUUUUCUGA
Messenger RNA from Capronia epimyces CBS 606.96, 6408 nucleotides. RefSeq lists its product as uncharacterized. The transcript has 5 exons. The record is from RefSeq and is a predicted model, not a curated record. The coding region runs from base 1 to 6408 and encodes 2135 amino acids. Lineage: Eukaryota; Fungi; Ascomycota; Eurotiomycetes; Chaetothyriales; Herpotrichiellaceae.